UUCGAAGGAAAUUCGCACCAACAAGCUUAUAAUUACAACCUCGCAAAGAACUGAAGCAUGGUGUGUGUGUUGCGUGUGUGUGCUUUGGAGGGCGGGUUUAUAGGGAAACCAAACAGUAUUUUGCCUCCUUCUCAUGGCUCAUCUGGUGUAGAUGAAAGCGAAAUCUGGAAGCUGCGGUUCAGAAGCGGAGGAGGUUUCGGGUUUGGUGUUCAGUUACUUCAUCGAUUUGUUAAAAAGUUUUUAUUGUUGUUUUUGGUUCGCUCUUGAUGAUGGCCACGUUCUUGGGCUCAGAGGAGAGCGCCGUGGACCUCCUGGACUCCAGUUCCAGUGCAGACAACGAUCAGAUCAAAGAGGGAAUACUUUUUGAUGGAGGAGCCGAAAAGCCGGACCCCACACAGAAGCCCCCGUACUCGUACGUGGCUUUGAUCGCCAUGGCCAUUCGGGAAAGCUCUGAGAAGCGCCUCACCCUGUCCGGUAUUUACCAGUACAUCAUCACCAAGUUCCCCUUCUACGAGAAGAACAAGAAGGGUUGGCAGAAUAGCAUCCGCCACAACCUGAGCCUUAACGAGUGCUUUAUUAAGGUUCCUCGCGAAGGCGGCGGAGAAAGGAAGGGUAACUAUUGGACUCUGGACCCGACGUGUGAAGACAUGUUCGAAAAGGGGAACUACCGGCGGCGGAGGCGCAUGAAGAGACCAUUCAGGCCCCCGCCGUCCCACUUCCAACCCGGCAAGUCUCUCUUCGGUGGGGACGGAUACGGGUACCUUUCCCCGCCCAAAUAUCUGCAGCCCAGCUUCAUCAAUAACUCCUGGUCUCUGGCUCAGACCCCCGCGCCCGUGUCCUACACGUCCUGCCAGAUGGGGAACGGCACCGUGAGCCCUGUGAACGUCAAGGGUUUGCCCACGCAUUCCUCCUACAGCCCGUACUCUCGCGUGCAAAGCAUGCCUCUGCCAGGCCUCGUGAACUCCUACAAUGGCAUGAGCCAUCACCCCCACCGCCCCCAUCACCCACACCCGCAUGCCCACCACCCGCACCCGCAGCAGCUCAGUCCCGUCUCUGCCACGUCUCCUCCAGUUUCAACGGCCAAUGGGACCGGAAUCCAGUUCGCAUGCUCGCGCCAGCCUGCUGAACUAUCAAUGAUGCACUGCCCUUACUGGGAGCACGAGGGCAAACACACGCGGAUUGAUAUAUAACUGUCCCUCGUCAUCUCUCCAGUUAGGAACCAGACUGAUCUUUGAUCUUUACACAUUUCAGAAGAAAAUAAAAAAGGAGAGACUUCUGGAGAAUCGGGAGGAUCACAACUGGAGGACCAGGAUUGUAGGAUAAGAACUGGAGUAGUCUUACAUUAAAAUUAAAAUAUGGACCAACUAUCAACAUUUGUAAAGAUUCUUAUGAAUGCUGGUAAAUUCACCAUUUUUCAUUAUUUUGUUGAUCAUUCUCUCAACUUGUCGACUUUCAGAAAAGUUGAAGAAGCAGUAAAACUGAAGGUGUAUUUUAAGUUGUUUAAUGUUCACCAACAUCAUAAACAGAAUGAUCUAGUUGAUCCGAUCUCCUUGAUUCAGUGUUGCAUAUUUAUUUAUAAUUGUUUGAGAGUAAUAGAUUGUUUCAGAAUUGCUUCAGAAUAACAUGUAAGCUAAACCAUGCUUACCUGAAACGCAUUGCAUUCUAAAACGGUGUAUAUCAGUUAAUCGAUUAUGGCCAGAUGCGAGUCAGGCAUCCCGUUUUGUGCCGAGGUCAGUUUUUUUUUUCGACGAAAGGCUGCUGUGUUAAAGUUACACAAAGGAUACAGACAGGUUGUAAUGUGUUAACUGUUUUAGAGACCUCGGGAGAUUAUUAUUAUUAUUAUUAUUAUUAUUAUUAUUAUUAUUAUUAUUAUUAUUAUUAUUACUGAAUCAUAUUAAAGUCUACAUCAAAUUUGGGGGUGUUAAGCACUUUGAAGCGCAUUUUCAGUUUUCUAUUUUUUUAAAUAAAGUCUUUUUUGUUACAGUU
This is a messenger RNA of Astyanax mexicanus (Mexican tetra), 1986 nucleotides long. It is a transcript of the gene foxl2a, whose product is annotated as forkhead box L2a. Bases 267 to 1190 code for a protein of 307 amino acids. Gene Ontology annotation, biological process: regulation of transcription by RNA polymerase II; anatomical structure morphogenesis; cell differentiation. Gene Ontology annotation, molecular function: DNA-binding transcription factor activity, RNA polymerase II-specific; RNA polymerase II cis-regulatory region sequence-specific DNA binding. The record is from RefSeq and is a predicted model, not a curated record. Lineage: Eukaryota; Metazoa; Chordata; Actinopteri; Characiformes; Acestrorhamphidae. The transcript has a single exon.